AUGAUUCUUCGAACAAUAAGUAUUUCCUGUAAGGAUUCAAGUCCUUUUAUACUUUUAGAUAAAGGAAAAGACAUGAAUCCGGAAUUAUACCCUGCAGAUUUUAAAUUAGAUCGUGCAUAUAAAAAUGGAAUUGUAAUGCGUACAAUUGACGACUGCUCAAUAGAAAGUUCCCGAGAGAUUUUUAAGAUUGCAGACAAAAAUAAUUUUUUUACAAGCAAUAAUUUUUGGUUGUUAACUAUUACAAACAUUAAUGAUUUACAUAUAAUAGAUUUAAUGUUUAAAGAAAUAUUUGUAAUGCCCGACUCAGAUGUUAAAAUUUUAAUACUUUUUAAAUGGAUGCUGUUUGAUAUAUAUCGUAUUUCUUCUUUUAAACCAUUAAAAAUUCAAAUGUUAUCAGCGAAUAUUACAAAUUCUGAUAGUUUUAUUGAAUCUUUAAAAAAAGUUGGAGUUUUUGCAGCAAAACGAAAAAAUUUGGAAAAUAUCAAAAUUUUAUGUGGUGUAGUCAUUGAAUUUCCAGAUGCUUUCACAACAUUUGAAGAUGUGAGCACACGGCAUAUUAAUACAAUUGCAAAAGUUAAUUAUCCAUUAAUGAAAAAUAUAGAAACAGAUUUAAAUUUCAGCUUUGAUUUAAUGCAAAUGGAUAAUUAUGGGUGGAAUCAUUCUGACGCGCAUUUUGAUGGAAUGAUGGGUCAUUUUCAACAUGGCACAAUAGAUUUUGGUGUUAAUGCCAUAUUUAUGCGUUUAGAACGUUUUACGUUAUGUGAUUUUGUGUCAGAAACUAUUAAUAUCCGAGCAUGCAUAAUAUUUCGUCAACCACCACUUUCAGCUGUAGAAAAUAUUUUUACUUUACCGUUUUCACUUGAUGUUUGGAUAUCGUGCAUAAUUUUUAUAGUAAUUACAACUAUUCUUCUCAUCAUUCAUAUAAUUUUUCACCCAAUGUCAAAUAACGUGGAUUUGAAAGAGUCACUAAUUUUUGUCUGGGGUGCUGUAUGUCAACAGGGAUUUCAUGUAGACUUUUCUUCUGCAUCUGGACGUUAUAUCGUUCUUACAACGUUUAUAUCAACAUUAUUCUUAUUUACAUCAUUUUCGGCAAAUAUUGUUGCAUUGUUGCAAAGUCCUAGCGAAGCUAUAAAAACUGUGAACGACUUAAGUCAUUCUCCACUGGACGCUGGUGCUCAGGAUGUGAAAUAUAAUAAAAUCUAUUUUGAAGAAACAACUGAUCCAGAAACUCAAGCUCUUUAUAAGAAAAAAAUCGCUCCGAAAGGAGAAAAUGCUUUUAUCAGACCACACGAAGGCAUGGAAAGCGUUCGUAAAGGUCUCUUUGCAUACCAAGUCGAAUCGCAAGCCGCUUAUCAGGUAGUAAGUGCUACAUAUGAUGAACAUGAAAAAUGUGGUCUGAAAGAACUUGAACUAUUUCAAUUACCUGUUAUGGCAAUUCCAGUUAAAAAGAAAUUCCCCUAUAAAGAAUUAUUCAGACAACGUUUGAGAUGGCAACGUGAGAAUGGGCUUAUGAACAGAGAAUUCAGAAAAUGGUUACCAGCAAAGCCACUGUGCGAAAACAGAGUUGCUGGUUUUGUAUCAAUUGGGCUAACUGAGAGCCGAUAUCCAUUACUGUAUUUUACUUUUGGAUGUGGAAUAGCGUUACUUGCUUUGAUUUUGGAAUUACUCUGGCAUCACGCAAAAAGACAAUUAAUGCAUGAUACAAAAGAAUAA
This is a messenger RNA of Condylostylus longicornis, 1713 nucleotides long. RefSeq lists its product as uncharacterized. The transcript is spliced from 5 exons. Gene Ontology annotation, cellular component: membrane. NCBI's taxonomy places the organism in Eukaryota, Metazoa, Arthropoda, Insecta, Diptera, Dolichopodidae. Gene Ontology annotation, molecular function: ligand-gated monoatomic ion channel activity. The coding region runs from base 1 to 1713 and encodes 570 amino acids. The record is from RefSeq and is a predicted model, not a curated record.